Cephus cinctus (wheat stem sawfly) is the source of this 1307-nucleotide messenger RNA. RefSeq names its product odorant receptor Or2-like. The coding region runs from base 777 to 1001 and encodes 74 amino acids. Gene Ontology annotation, cellular component: plasma membrane. Lineage: Eukaryota; Metazoa; Arthropoda; Insecta; Hymenoptera; Cephidae. The transcript is spliced from 3 exons. Gene Ontology annotation, biological process: sensory perception of smell; detection of chemical stimulus involved in sensory perception of smell. The record is from RefSeq and is a predicted model, not a curated record. Gene Ontology annotation, molecular function: olfactory receptor activity; odorant binding.
AUUGUCUUUAAAAGUUUGUCUCUAUUUGUUUCUAGAAUGUGUGAGUCGAUGAAAAAACUUUACUCUCUGAUAAUCCUAAUAUUCUGCGCAUUCACGACAUUCUCCCUGUGCACGGUGAUAUCUCAGAUAGUGAUAGUGAGUUCAAUUAAUUAAAAUAUUACAAAUCAAUGGUGCUUCAAGUAACAAUGUUUAUCUAUGCUGGAUUAUCUGGUUUUAAAUUUACAAAGGCAACCGAACACAGUCGAUACGACUUUCGUUCGACAAUCAUCCGCCGGCUUGAGAAGUUUCUUGUCCUAGGACACACCACUCCUCUGUAGUUAUCUCUCUGAACUGUUAAUUAAGCCUUCUAUCUAUUUUUGUUUCAUCCAUUUUCUCCUUCUCUUUAUCAAACGAUCUGCAGCAAGCAGAAUACAGUACGUAAAUCCUAUCAUCUACAAGACCUAGCUAAUUAAGCCUCCUGCUAAAAUGCUGUAAGACAUUCUUCCUCAAAAAUCCAUAGUACUGUCACUGCUCAAAGCUGCUCUUGACAAUAAGAAUAUUGGAGAUCGACGAAUAAACGUAUUCCUUGAAAUUCAAAUAAGAUUAAAAUAACAGAACAAACAAAAAUCGUGAGUAUCGUGAAUCUACAGUAUCAAAAAAUGCUUCGAAGGGAAUCAAGCUAAGUGUAAUCCAUGAUUUUAUUUCAGAUGAAUAUCAAGAGCAAUCCCGUCCUCCAUACUUCGUAUCUCAUAUUUGAGUGCAGUGAAAUCUUUAUGUUCUGCUGAUUUGGACAGCAAAUGACCGACCAAGCCAGAUUCAUCUCGGAUGCCGUUUACCAUAGCCAAUGGUACGAUGCCAGUCAACGGGAGAAACAAUCAUUGCGAUUGACAAUGCGACGAGCGCAGAGGCCUUUGUCUGUUACAGCUUCUGGAUUUGCCGUUGUUUCCCUUGAAUUGUGUACUACAAUAUUCAGUACUUCUCUUUCGUACUUUACGCUUUUACGCAAAGUAUACUACAGGUAGAGAUUACUGCAUGAUAUAGUAUGUGCUACGCUAUACUGUAUCGUAUUACUAAACUUUGUAGUAACUGUGCACCGCAGUAACGUGAGUUACCAUUACUUCGCAUACGAUAUACUAUAAGUAAGUAGGUAUGGGACGCUGCUUAGAAAUAAAGAGUGUUGCAAUAAAUAAAGGAUUAUUACGAGUGCAAACUUUAUUAAACAAUUUUUUUUCUUUUGCACUUCACUGCUGCUACAAAUAAUAACAAUAUUAAUGCGGUGUCCGUUAAAAGCAAGCGGUCAUCGUAAACAGAUUGCGUAUCUGGAGUAU